AUGGCUGCGGCGGGGGGCGCGGUGAGCCGAAGGGGCCCCGGGCGGCCCUGUCCCUUCUCCAUCGAGCACAUCCUUUCCAACCUGCCCGAGCGGAGCCCCCCGGCACGGGCCGCCCGCACCCCGCAGCCCGCCGGCCACCAGAGCCCCGCGGAAUCCGGAGAGCCCGGGGCGCCCGAGGCCGCGCCUUGCGCCUGCUGCUGCUGCUGCGGACCCCGCGCCACGCGCCCACUGGUGGCCCCAGACCGGCCUCAGCGGGCUGGACGCUGGAGGCUCUUCAUGCAGAAUCAGUACCCCGACGUGGGCACGCGCGGUAUCCUGGCCCAAACCCGCAUCCGCCUGCGCGAGGAACGCGUGGAGGUCUGGUUCAAGAACCGCCGGGCCAAGUGGCGACAUCAGAAGCGCGCGUCAGCGACCUCGAGGCUCCUCCCCGGAACCAAGAAGCCCGCAAAGGAGAGCUGCUGA
This is a messenger RNA of Puma concolor (puma), 462 nucleotides long. NCBI's taxonomy places the organism in Eukaryota, Metazoa, Chordata, Mammalia, Carnivora, Felidae. The record is from RefSeq and is a predicted model, not a curated record.